Aspergillus nidulans FGSC A4 is the source of this 1870-nucleotide messenger RNA. RefSeq names its product F0F1 ATP synthase subunit alpha. Gene Ontology annotation, cellular component: proton-transporting ATP synthase complex; mitochondrial inner membrane. Bases 1 to 1686 code for a protein of 561 amino acids. The record is from RefSeq and is a predicted model, not a curated record. The transcript has a single exon. Lineage: Eukaryota; Fungi; Ascomycota; Eurotiomycetes; Eurotiales; Aspergillaceae. Gene Ontology annotation, biological process: proton transmembrane transport; proton motive force-driven ATP synthesis; ATP metabolic process. Gene Ontology annotation, molecular function: adenyl ribonucleotide binding; ATP binding; proton-transporting ATP synthase activity, rotational mechanism.
AUGCCUGAAAACUAUUUAAUAAUGUCCAAAUCCACUUGGCAAUCCCUUAAUCGCCUAGCCACUGCUACUCUGAUUCCCAGAAGAGGCAGAUCAACUUCUAACCCUACCAGCUCACUGGCCAUUCUCUGGAAGCAGCCAUUCUCAUCUGGCCGUUGUGUCAAAUGCCCAUCCGGUGAAAUAUCCUCACUGCUUGAGCAGAGGAUACGUGGGCUCAAAGGGUCACCUAACCUUGCCGAGUCUGGCCAUGUCUUGUCUGUCUGUGAUGGAAUUGUUCGCGCGCGUGGUUUGACGAACGUUCAAGCUGAAGAACUUGUUGAAUUUGAAUCUGGAGUAAAGGGGAUGUGUAUGAACCUGGAGUCCAAUCAUGUUGGUAUUGUGCUUUUUGGUUCCGAUCGUCUUGUUAAACAGAGUGAGCCUGUCUGGCGGACUGGCGAAAUUGUGGAUGUUCCUGUUGGUCCUAAGAUGUUAGGACGUGUGGUUGAUGCACUGGGUAACCCUAUUGACGGCAAGGGACCCAUCGAGACUACCGAAAGAAGUCGUGCCCAAAUCAAGGCUCCUGGUAUUUUGCCUCGCCGUUCCGUCAACCAACCUGUCCAAACUGGCCUAAAGGCUAUCGAUGCCAUGGUGCCUAUUGGCAGAGGCCAACGUGAACUGAUCAUUGGCGAUCGACAGACUGGAAAGACUGCUAUCGCCCUGGACACAAUUUUGAAUCAAAAAAUAUGGAACAAGUCGGAUGACGAAUCAAAGAAGUUGUACUGUGUUUACGUGGCCGUUGGACAGAAGCGGUCCACAGUAGCUCAGUUAGUCAAGACCCUGGAAGAGAACGAUGCUAUGAAAUAUUCCAUUGUCGUGGCUGCUACGGCAUCUGAAGCUGCUCCUCUGCAAUACAUUGCUCCUUUUGCCGGUUGUGCAAUGGGGGAGUGGUUCCGAGACCAUGGUCGGCACGCCAUUAUUAUCUAUGAUGAUCUGUCAAAGCAUGCAGUUGCCUAUCGUCAGAUGUCGCUGUUACUUCGUCGCCCCCCUGGACGUGAAGCUUACCCCGGGGAUGUUUUUUACCUCCAUUCUCGCCUCUUAGAACGUGCAGCAAAGCUGAAUGAUAAACAUGGUGGCGGCUCACUCACUGCUCUUCCUAUUAUCGAGACACAGGGCGGCGAUGUGUCGGCUUAUAUUCCCACGAACGUUAUUUCUAUUACGGAUGGUCAGAUAUAUCUAGAAUCUGAACUUUUCAACAGAGGCAUCCGCCCUGCGAUUAACGUUGGACUGUCCGUUUCUCGGGUUGGCUCUGCGGCUCAGGUUAGAGCUAUGAAACAGGUCGCUGGCUCACUCAAGCUCUAUUUAGCGCAGUACCGCGAGAUCGCUGCGUUUUCUCAAUUCGGAUCAGAUCUUGAUGCUGCCACGAAGCAAACUCUCAGACGGGGUGAGCAUCUGACAGAGCUCUUAAAGCAAAAGCAGUACGCUCCAAUGGCUGUGAAUGAGAUGGUGCCCUUGCUAUAUGCUGGAAUCAAUGGUCUUAUCGACAGAAUACCAAUUGGCCAAAUCCAAAGCUGGGAAGCUGACGUCCUCGCCCAUUUCAAAAGCUAUGAACCUGAGGUGCUCGCCCAAAUCGAAAAGGAUGGCAAACUAAGCCAUGACCUAGAAGCUCGAAUCAAGGAAAUAAUUAUAGCAUUCAAUGCAGCCUUCCUAUGAGCUACGGGGAGCCCACAAUCAGCUGUUCUAUUGCGUACUUAUUGUACUUUCUCUCUCCUAUUGUAUUAUUCGCACAAGCUUUGACUGAUUACGCCAUUAAUAUGACAAUCCACACUAUAACCUGGUCCCUCUUUGCCCACUAGCUGGGCAACGGAUGUCCAGAUUUAGUAUGCUAUCCUGGGAA